Molecule: messenger RNA, 453 nt
Organism: Protopolystoma xenopodis
Lineage: Eukaryota; Metazoa; Platyhelminthes; Monogenea; Polystomatidea; Polystomatidae
Source: the annotation of a GenBank genome assembly
AUGAACAUAAAAUAUAGGCGUAAAUGGUUGACAGGCCCAAAACGGGGCCGCAUCCACGGACAGUCCGGCAUGAGAGUGCUCAUAAUUACCUUAUUUGCCCAAAUCGCCGGCGGAAAGCAGUCGGUCUGCAGCACUUUGGUGGAUCCGGUUCCUCAAAUGCCUCCAAAAUGUGUGAGAAACUCUGUCCGUCAGAUAAGUCUCAUUCGCCUGGAUUGUGUGACUCUUCUCCCCGUCUCCAGUGCCCGCCUCCUCCCACCUCACCCUCCUCCACAGUCUUGCCACCCAGUCUCCGCGGUCGUCUUCCCACUCGGCCGAGCCGUACGGUUUUGCGCUGCCCACGGCCUCUUGAGUCCAGUUUUGGGUAAACAAACAACAAACAAAGAAGUUCUUAAUGAUGCAGGCGAGCGGGAAGUAGACGGUCGGCCUAAUAACUGUGCCACGGAUAGCAUUUAA